GGCCACUUCCGCUUCCUGCGGGAUGCGUGGCGGUUGCCGGGGCAACCAAACCUUACUUCCGCUCCGAGGACAAUCCGGAACUCCUGCUCUCAGCCUGUCCCGCGGCACUUCCGCUCUCUCGAGCCCAGGGUAUUGGAGUUGAGCUUCCUGGGUCAGACACUGCUGCCUCCAUUCCAGUCUGGGAAUCAAGACUGAGCAGCUGCUGUUCCCCUGGCGGAAUCAAGGCUAGGGAGUGACCUUAAGUAAAGUCUUCUCUGUGCCCAGACAAGGUGAGGACUUUCUCCAGCUGUAAUUAGCCCAUAAGGCAGCCCUAGACUUUGCCAACACCAACAGCUGAGCCAGAAACUCCAGGUGAUUAAUAGAGACUUCAGGGAAAAUGCUUGUGCACAAACAGCCCUCCCCUUCAUCCCACGUAUUUCCUCCCCUUAGCAAUUGUAGGAGCUGAUCCAGUCAUAGGAGACCGAACACCUAGAAAUGGCUGCCCCUCAGCCAGAGGGGGAGGGACAGGGGAAGGAAGACAUAAGGGGAAAAGAGAGAGAGACUGAAAGGUGUAGGGGGGGAAGUAACUGGGGAGAGAUUCUCAGAUCUCUGACCUGCCCACUCACACUUAUUGCAGCAUCCCUGGGCAGAUUCACUUUCCUGUGACAAGGUGAGGUGCAGGGAGAGGAAAAAAACAAUUUCCUGUACCACUAGCCUUGGGAGUGUGCUGCCCUGGGGACAAUGUUGGGAGGGGAAUCCCCCAAAGUCACUCCUUUUGUUCUGCUCUUGUUUUGCAAUUGCUUCUCAGACUUUGUUACUGGGACAGUUUUAAAAUGUCCUGGUGGUUUAGUGCUGAUGGAAGGGGAUGAAUCAGUGCUGUAAUAAAGUGACCAAACUUUUCCUCAGAAUAGAAUUAUGGAAAUGUAGGGCUGGAAUGAACCUUGAGAGGUUAUCUAGUCCAGCCCCCUACACUGAGGCAUUUGUCCAACCUGUCCUUAUAAACCUUCAGUGAUGGCGAUUCCACAACCUUCCUUGGUAACUACUCCAGUGCUUAACUAGCCUUUUUCACAACUUUGUCACAUGGCUGUCUCAGAUUCAGUUUGUGAUCCACUAUAACCUCCAGACCCUUUUCAGUAGUACUAGCCAGUUAGUUCCCAUUUUGUAGUUGUGCAUUGGAUUUUCCUUGCUUAAAAUGUAGUACUUUGCAGUUUUCUUCAUUGAAUUUCAUCUUGUUUUUUCAGAUAAAUUCUCUAAUAUAUAAAGGUCAUUUAUAAAGGUCAUUUUAAAUUCUAGUUCUUCUACGUGCUUUCAACUCUUCCCAGCUUGGUGUUAUCUACAAAUUUUAUAAGCGUACGCUCCACUCCAUUAUCCUUGCCAUUCAUAAAAAUAUUAAAUAGUACCAGUUCCAGGACUGGCUCCUGUGGGGCCCCAUUAGGUAAAUGCUCCCAGUUUGACAGCAAGCCAUUAAUACGUAUUCUCUAAGUGCAGCCUUUCAAGAAAUUGUGCACUCAUAGUACUUUCAUGUACACUACAUUUCCCUAGUUUGCCUAUGAGAAUGCCAUGGUGGCCUGGGUCAAAAGCCUUACUAAAAUAAAGAUAUAUCAUGUCUACAGUGUCCCCCGCAUCCAUAAAGGCAUUACCCCUGUGAAAGCAGGAAAUCAGAUUGGUUUGGCAUGAUUUGUAUUUGAUAAUCCAUGCUGCCUAUUACUUUUCACUUUACUGUUCUCUAGGUACUUAUGAAUUGAUUGUUUUAAUAAAAUUUUCUUUCCAGUUAUCUAAGGCUUGACUGGUUUUUAUUCCCCCAGGUCUUCAUUGUUCCCCUUUUUAAAGACCGGUUUUAUGUUUGCCCUUCUCCUGUCCUGUGGGACCUCACCAUCCUCCAGGAGUUGUCAAAGAUAAUUGUUAACUGUUCCAAGAUUGCUUCAGCUAAUUCCUCAAGUACCCUGGGAUGAGCUUCAUUAGGCCCUGCUGACUUUAAUAUAUCUAACUUAUCUAAAUAUAUUUUAGCCUGUUAGUUCCCCAUUGUGGUUUCUGUUUGUCCCACUCUUGAUUAAGAAUAAUUGUUUUAGUAUCUGGUCAUAAUUAAACUUUUUUAGUGAAUAUAAAAAGGCAUUAAACACCUUAAGUCUUCUUGAUGUCAUCUGUUAUGAACUCUCCGUCCCUGGUAAGUAGAGUACCUACAUAUUCCUUCACCUGUUUCUUGCUCCCAAUAUAUUUAUAGAACCCUUAUCUUGGUGCCAUUUCUAUAACUUGCUAGGCCUAACUCAUUUUGUGAGUUAAUCUUUCUGAUUUUUCCCCCCACAUGCUUGUGCUAUUCUUUUGUACUCAUCCAUAGCAAUUUGUCCAUGAUAGCACUUUUUGUAGGAUUCCUUUUUAUUUUCUGAUCAUUAAAGAGCUCCUGAUAGAAAGAAUAGUAAGUGGGCAAAAUAGCCCUAUCUUUCCUUCACAUUAUGAUAGUUUGCUGUUGCUCCUUUAAUAUUGUCUCUGAGAAAUCUCCAUCUCUCCUGAACUCUUAUUUUCAGCUCAGAUUUCAUUCCAUGGGACCUCAUCUACCAGAUCUCCGGGUUUGUUGAAGUCUGCCUUUUUGAAGUCCAUUGUCCUUAUUCUGUUACUCUCAUGCCUUCCUUCUCCCAGAAUCUUGAAAUCAUCAUUUCAUGAUCACUUUUACCCAUAUUGCUUUCCACCUUCAGUUUCCUAACUAAUUCCUUCUUGUUAGCCAGAAUCAAGUCUAAAAGGCUGUCCUCCAGUUACUACUACUUCAAACCUCUGAAACAAACAGGUGUCCCUAGUACAUUCCAAGAACUUACAGGUUUUUUUCAAUUCCUUUUCUAACAGAGGUCUGGGUAAGUAAAAUGUAUUUUGAAUUUCUCUGUUAUUUGUGCAACAGUCUAGAACACUAGUGUGCCCGGAAAGAGCCUGGGGGGUAAUUUUGAUGUGAAAUUAUUUCCUGUUCUAACAUGUCUGCAAUUGCCCUUUUUUGCUCUAACAGGCUGCAGUGUAACAUCCCUGUUUUGCUCCAGAUCAUUCCAUCCUUCCAGGGAAGGGAAAUGGCUGCAGUGGAGCCAGUUGAGGGGCCGGUGACCUUCGAGGAGGUGGUUGUGUAUUUCACCAAGGAAGAGUGGGCUUUGCUGGACCCCGCUCAGAGAGCUCUGUACAGAGAUGUCAUGCAGGAGAACUAUGAGAAUGUGACCUCGCUGGCAGGGUUUCCAGUUUCUAAACUUGAUGUCAUCUCCCAGCUGGAAAAAGGGGAAGAGUUGUUUUCCACAGGUCUCCAGGACUCAGAGGAAAGAAAGCUCCUGAGAGGUAGGUGUACAGGUGAUGGAAUGGUGAUAGAGACCAUGGAGCAGAAUCCUCAGCAGGAAGAUGAUGAAAUGGAACCACAAGAGUCUUUACUGCAAAGAUGCAAAGGGAGUGUGUCUAGGACUUGUGAGCAGGGAAAAGCCUGUGAGAGUCAGCACAGGCCAGAGAAGCGGCAGGGAAACCAGCCAGUGCAGAAAGCUGGAAAAUCUGUUAAUUAUCAGGGAACUCACAAGGAAACCAUGGCCCAGCAGAGAAUCCCCAUGGGAGAGAGAAGUAACACAUGUGUUGAGUGUGGGAAAAACUUCAGUAGGCGCUCGUGCCUUGUUAAACAUGAGAGAAUCCACACAGGAGAGAAACCCUAUGAAUGCUGUGAGUGUGGGAAAACCUUCACUGAGCACUCAAGCCUUAUUAAACAUCAGAGGAUCCACACAGGGGAGAAACCCUAUGAAUGCUCUGAGUGUGGGAAAACUUUCUCUCGGAGCUCAGCCCUUACUGACCAUCAGAGGAUCCAUACCAGGGAGAAACCCUAUGAAUGCUGUGAGUGUGGGAAAACCUUCUCUCAGAGAUCAACCCUUACUAACCAUCAAAGGAUCCACACAGGGGAGAAACCCUAUGAAUGCUGUGAGUGUGGGAAAACCUUCGCUCGGAGCUCAGCCUUUAUUAACCAUCAGAGGAUCCAUACAGGGGAGAAACCCUAUGAAUGCUGUGAGUGUGGGAAAACCUUCACUUGGAGCUCAGCCCUCGUUAACCAUCAGAGGAUCCACACCGGGGAGAAACCCUAUGAAUGCAGAGAGUGUGGGAAAAAUUUCACUGAGCGCUCAACCCUUAUUAACCAUCAGAGGAUCCAUACAGGGGAAAGGCCCUAUGAAUGCAGAGAGUGCAGGAAAACCUUCCCUCAGAGCUCAGCUCUUAUUAGCCAUCAGAGGAUCCACACCGGGGACAAACCAUAUGAAUGCUGUGAGUGCAGGAAAACAUUCCUUCGGCACUCACACCUUAUUAGACAUCAGAUGAUCCACACAGGUGAGAAACCCUAUGAAUGCUGUGAGUGCGGGCAAACCUUCACUCAGAACUCAAAUCUUAUUACACAUCAGAGGAUCCACACGGGGGAGAAACCUUAUGAAUGCUGUGAGUGUGGAAAAAUAUUCACUUGGAGCUCACACCUUAUGAGACAUCAGAGGACCCACACAGGUGAGAAACCCUAUGAAUGCUGUGAGUGUGGGAAAACCUUCCCUCAGCACUCACACCUUAUUCGACAUCAGAGGAUCCACACAGGUGAGAAACCCUAUGAAUGCUGUGAGUGUGGGAAAAACUUCCUUCAGCUCUCACACCUUAUUCGACAUCAGAGGAUCCACACAGGUGAGAAACCCUAUGAAUGCUGUGAGUGUGGGAAAACCUUUGCUCGGAACUCACACCUUAUUAGACAUCAGAGGAUCCACGCAGGAGGGAGAUCCUAUGAAUGCUCCAAGUGUGGGAAAUACUUCCAUCAGAGCUCAGCCUUUAUUUAUCAUCAGAGAAGCUGCAAGAGAGAUAAAUACCAUCAAAACCUUGUCUAGAGCUGAGGGAAGUUUUUGUUUUCCUUUUGCUAGUUCCCACUUAGUGAGUUUAAAGGAAGCUUUGUGCCCCCAUGGUCUUUCAGUUCCCCCAGCUGAGUUAUCUGCUUUUCCCAUUUGUAGCUCACCCUCCCUUGGCGGGGAGGAAUCCCACAGCCUUUUUCAGCAACUCAUUUGUCUUAUGUCAUGGAGGUGUGUGUCCCUCCAACCGGAAUCUCAAUCAAUCCCAGGUGGGGGAACCAGGAGUGACCUCAACUAAGUACAUGGAGGUUAAAUCUAUGUGGGCCUUGACUCAACUAGGAUUUUCCAUGGAGUUAGCUAGCUUCAAUUAGUUAUCCUAAUAUAAAAACACAAGUAUUUUUUCAAUUAAAAAAUACCCCAUAUAUGGUGGCCAGGAUAAUUUAGCAAAUUUCCUCAACACUUGGCAUAACCUCCAUCACUUUUCCUAGUCUAAACACAUUUGGAGCAUCACAUUUAAACUUUUCCUCCCAUGGCAAAUAAAUUGUUAGUCACCAGGUUCCCACACUAGGGACAGAUUGUUUCAUUCCCAGUUGUUCUCACAUUACACUGGGUUCUGCUGAACAUUUUUCUACCAGUUAAAUAUAACAAAGAGAAGGAGCAGGAUUAGGGAUGGGUGGCAAAAAUUUCAACCUCUGUGACACCUGAAGAAGUGAGUUAGAGGGAUUCCCACCUUCUGAAUUACCCCAGCAAUGUUUGAGCCAAAUAGAAUUUAUCUUCUCCACUGUCUACACCUCCACCCGUCAUUGUGUCUUAUGAUUCAGUGUUCUCAGUCCUCUGCUUGGGAAUCACAUUUUGUUUUCUUUGAUCAUAAAACAGUAUUUUUGAAACUGAGAUGACAGUGUCACAGACCUGCAAGGGGAAUUUGAAUGGAUCUCAAACACAGCAUGAUCACUGGGAGUUCAAAUCCCCGUUUCCAACUGUUGGGAAAGCCUCUUCUAGGAUUUUUCCUACUGAGAUGAGAUUGUUUGCAGAUGGAGAGGUUAAAUUUGCUUUGUUUAAUUUUCCAUUAUGAUGAUACUAGAACUUUUGAAAAUAAUAAAACUCAAGCAGUCAAGUGAUUAAAAAAAUUAAUCACAAUAUUAAAAAAAAUAAUUAAUUGUGCAAUUAGUUGCACUGUUAAAGAAUAAUAGAAUACCAUUUAUUUAAAUAUUUUUGGAUGUUUUCUACAUUUUCAAAUAUAUUGAUUUCAAUUACCACACAGAAUGCAAAGUGUACAGUGCUCACUUUAUAUUAUAAUUUUUAUUACAAAUAUUUGCACAGCAAAAUACAAAAUAAAUUGUAUUUUUCAAUUUACCUAAUACAAAUAAUGUAGUGUAAUCUCUUUGUCAUGAGAGUUGAACUUACAAAUGUAAAAUUAUAUACAAAAACAAAAAUAAAACAGUAUUCAAAACAACCC
Molecule: messenger RNA, 6246 nt
Organism: Chelonia mydas (Green sea turtle)
Lineage: Eukaryota; Metazoa; Chordata; Testudines; Cheloniidae
Product: zinc finger protein 501
Exons: 5
Coding region: 2937-4832 (631 amino acids)
Biological process (GO): negative regulation of transcription by RNA polymerase II
Cellular component (GO): nucleus
Molecular function (GO): DNA-binding transcription repressor activity, RNA polymerase II-specific; RNA polymerase II cis-regulatory region sequence-specific DNA binding; DNA-binding transcription activator activity, RNA polymerase II-specific
Source: RefSeq, a predicted model, not a curated record